CAUGUAUCCCCGCCCCAUUAGGUGAAUAAGAUUAAAAUGAAGCUCACUAUCACCCAACUACCUAACCCACCGGUUUGAAAUCUCCGAUUGUAUUUUCCCUAGCAAUUUUGAGAAAUUUGGUCCAAAAAUCUCAAUGACAACAACUGCCCUUCCCGCCAUUUUCUCUCUCCUCUCUUCCUCCUCCUGCUACUAUCCAACCAAAUCCACACUCGUGUUGCCACCUUCUUUCAUACCAUUCAAUUUCUCCCCCAAAUCAAACCCUAGGUUAAGAAUUUCCCAUAAAGUUGCAGUAUCAUUCAAGAAUCAACGUCAUUGGUUACCUUCUUGCUGCAGUGGUAAUGCAGAAAUCAACCCAGAUACAAUCGAUGAUUCUUCUAAGGAAUCAAGUAUUAACGUACAGCUUCCAAGGAGAAGCUUGCUAGUGCAAUUUACUUGUAAUGCUUGUGGCGAAAGAACAAAACGACUAAUAAAUAGAUUAGCUUAUGAACGAGGAACUGUGUUUGUCCAGUGUGCAGGGUGUCUCAAGCAUCACAAACUAGUUGACAACCUGGGCCUUGUGGUUGAAUAUGACUUUCGGAAUGAUACUGAUCAAGAUUAGGAUCAAGAUGCAGAAUAGUUAUGCCCCUGUUUGAUUAUUUGGACGCUUCUGUACGUCUCAAACUACCAUCAAUAGGAAGAUAACCUCUUUCUUGGCGAGUGUGUCCCUUACAGUCAUACAGAAACAAUCUUAAAUGUAUUUUGAUUUUUGAGGCUAAAAUAGUUAUGUGUAUACUUCAACCUUUACAGAUUUGCUCAUAUUCUUGAAAUUUUGCAUAACUAGGAAGUAACUUCAACACCCAAUGAUCUUUGAUCUGUAACUUGACAUCUUUCGGUCAUUAAGUAGAGAGGAAGAUUUGAAUGUCAAAAGACCAGAAGGUGAUGUGUGGCUCGACCCCAACGAAGGCUCAUGCUUUCGGGUAGAUUGGGCCUCAGCUGAUAUUUACUUGUCGGCCAACCUCACAAACUCUGAUUGGGUCAAAUACUUUGUUGAAUAGAAUGUUUUCAUAUGUAUUUGAAAUACUUAUUCAGUUA
This is a messenger RNA of Spinacia oleracea (spinach), 1071 nucleotides long. RefSeq lists its product as uncharacterized. Gene Ontology annotation, molecular function: protein-folding chaperone binding; zinc ion binding. The transcript has 4 exons. Gene Ontology annotation, cellular component: mitochondrion. Bases 134 to 598 code for a protein of 154 amino acids. Gene Ontology annotation, biological process: protein folding; protein stabilization; protein import into mitochondrial matrix. The record is from RefSeq and is a predicted model, not a curated record. NCBI's taxonomy places the organism in Eukaryota, Viridiplantae, Streptophyta, Magnoliopsida, Caryophyllales, Amaranthaceae.